GCGAAGCUGCAUUGCACACCUAGUUAAUUCCACACUAAUUUUUUUUCUUAGGCUCCUUUCUCUUUCCGUCUCGUCAUCAUGGGACGUAAUAAGCCGCGCUCCAAGGCCGUAGACGUCACGAAGAGUCUCCUGCAGCCAACCAGCGUCACCGACCACAUUGCGGUGCAGAUCAACCCCAAUUUUGUCAUUCAAGUAGCAGAGGAAGACCUCAGCCCCACGCAGGGCAGCGAGGCCGCCUUCGCCCUCCGCCGGGAAGGCAAGCUAGACACCACGAUGAAGCUGUGCCUCAACUGGCGACAGGGCAACUGCCACAACCACGCCGCCUGCUCCUUCGCCCACGUUGUGCGGUACUUCGGCGUCACAGGCGAUCUACCAAGCCCGGUCACGACGGGCCGGACCGGGGCAUUCAGCAGCACGGUGGGGGGAGGAACGUAUAGCAGCGUGGCAGGAGGCAGCUCCACUGGGCGCAGUGGUGCAGCCGGUUCGGCAGCGGCCGCUUCGGCCACGUCGUGGUCUCAGAAGCUAGCCCCACCGUCGUACUCGGCUACGGCGAGUAGAGGUGCGACGACGUCGCGGGCAGACGAUCGGAAAGCGGCUCCGCAAGCGGCUGCCGCCACCGCCACCUCAAAGGCAACGACAGAGACCAAGCCAGGCACUCCACCUGCGCCACAAGCAGCAGUGCCAGGCGUAGCAACGGAGCCCGUCGCAGACAGCGCGGCGUCGACCCGCUCCGCUGCGACGACGUCCGGGGAGUCGGUCGGCGCAGCGAGGGAAAUGGCCAUCGCCCCUCCGACACCCGCGUCCCUCGUGCGGCCGGCUCUUGCUCCCCCUGCUGUUGCCGCUGCUUCAUUAGCGCCAACUCCGCCAGCGGUGUUGUCUGCAGAAGGGCUCCGCCUCAUCUUGGGGUCCCUGUCCGCCACCGCCGCAGGACUGCCGGCUGGUGGGGAGGACGAGGAGGCGACGGCAGCGCCUUCUUCUUCGGCUCUGCCGCCUCGGGAAUUUCUGUCAAAACUGGAGGCCGCGGCGGGAGACACGCCAGCUGCAGAGUGGCAGCAGCACCAGCAGUCGGUGAACACGGUGGAUGAGAUUCUGGACAUGCUGGGCAAGCUAAUCAUCGGCGAAGCCUUCGACAGCUCGAGAGAUAUGGCGGCACUUUAUCAGUUGUGCGGGCGGGCCUGCCGGAAGGAGGUGUUGCGCAGGGUGCAUUCGCAGGCGCAAAGCGACGCUAUCCACGGACAUGAAGCUGCGUUUGGGGCGCCGUUGGCGCAGAUGGCGGCGCAAGGGCGGCUCUUCUCCACGGCUCCCAUCGUCAUGCCCUCCGCGACGAGUAGCAUUGGUCAGCUCGGUGGCGCGGGCAUCUCGUUGGGCGGCGCCCACGAUAACGAGGUGGACGACGGCGACCUGCUGGUGCCUGGGCUGUCCUAUCAGCAUCUAAUGAAUAUGUUUGGUCCUGAAGAGUAG
Messenger RNA from Leptomonas pyrrhocoris, 1461 nucleotides. RefSeq lists its product as hypothetical. Gene Ontology annotation, molecular function: metal ion binding. The transcript has a single exon. The coding region runs from base 79 to 1461 and encodes 460 amino acids. Lineage: Eukaryota; Euglenozoa; Kinetoplastea; Trypanosomatida; Trypanosomatidae. The record is from RefSeq and is a predicted model, not a curated record.